Molecule: messenger RNA, 1104 nt
Organism: Phyllostomus discolor (pale spear-nosed bat)
Lineage: Eukaryota; Metazoa; Chordata; Mammalia; Chiroptera; Phyllostomidae
Gene: AIPL1
Product: aryl hydrocarbon receptor interacting protein like 1
Exons: 6
Coding region: 62-1048 (328 amino acids)
Molecular function (GO): protein binding; peptidyl-prolyl cis-trans isomerase activity
Source: RefSeq, a predicted model, not a curated record
AGUGCCUUCCUCCCAGAGAGAUUAUCUCAGCCCCUGCUGGACAUCUGCCUGCACCAGAGCCAUGGACGCCGCUCUGCUCCUGAACGUGGAAGGGGUCAAGAAGACCAUUCUACAUGGGGGUGUGGGGGAGCUCCCCAACUUCAUCACUGGAUCUCGAGUGACCUUUCAUUUCCGUACCAUGAAGUGCGAUGAGGAGCGGACGGUGAUAGACGACAGCAAGCAGGUGGGCCAGCCCAUGCACAUCAUCAUUGGGAACAUGUUCAAGCUGGAGGUCUGGGAGAUCCUGCUGACGUCCAUGCGGCUCAGCGAGGUGGCUGAGUUCUGGUGUGACACCAUCCACACAGGCGUCUACCCCAUCCUGUCCCGGAGCCUGCGGCAGAUGGCGGAGGGCAAGGACCCCGCCGAGUGGCACGUGCACACGUGCGGGCUGGCCAACAUGUUCGCCUACCACACGCUGGGCUACGAGGACCUGGACGAGCUGCAGAAGGAGCCGCAGCCUCUGGUCUUCGUGAUCGAGCUGCUGCAGGUGGAGGCCCCCAGCGAGUACCAGAGGGAGACCUGGAACCUGAGCAACACGGAGAAGAUGCAGGCGGUGCCCGUCCUCCAUGGAGAAGGAAACCGGCUCUUCAAGCUGGGCCGCUACGAGGAGGCCUCCACCAAGUACCAGGAAGCCAUCGUCUGCCUGAGGAACCUGCAGACCAAGGAGAAGCCCUGGGAGGCGCAGUGGCUGAAGCUGGAGAAGAUGAUCAACACCCUGGUCCUCAACUACUGCCAGUGCCUGCUGAGGAGGGGGGAGUACUACGAGGUGCUGGAGCACACCGGUGACAUCCUCCGCCACCACCCAGGCAUCGUGAAGGCCUACUACCUGCGGGCCCGGGCUCAUGCGGAGGUGUGGAAUGAGGCAGAGGCCAAGGCGGACCUGGAGAAGGUGCUGGAGCUGGAGCCGGCCAUGCGGAAGGCGGUGCAGAGAGAGCUGAGGCUGCUGGAAAGCCGCCUGGAGGAGAAGCGGGAGGAGGAGCGGCUGCGCUGCCGGCACAUGCUGGGCUAGGGCGGGGCCUUGCGGCCUCCCACCAGGGCUCCCACCGGACAGCGGGCACCGGGCAC